Oncorhynchus masou masou (cherry salmon) is the source of this 2937-nucleotide messenger RNA. Its product is annotated as solute carrier family 41 member 3-like. The record is from RefSeq and is a predicted model, not a curated record. Lineage: Eukaryota; Metazoa; Chordata; Actinopteri; Salmoniformes; Salmonidae. Gene Ontology annotation, molecular function: monoatomic cation transmembrane transporter activity. Gene Ontology annotation, biological process: monoatomic cation transport. Bases 1588 to 2937 code for a protein of 449 amino acids. The transcript is spliced from 10 exons. Gene Ontology annotation, cellular component: plasma membrane.
GCAUGCGUGUGUGGGGUGGGGAGGCUAUAGGACAAGGAGGGAUAAAGAGCUGAACUCGGUUCCUUCUCUCCUCUCUGGAUAACAGCAUGCAGGUGUCAAAUGUCGGUCAUGUUCAUGAAUGAUUAAGAAGCUAUUGAUAUUUACGUCACUUCCAGUGUUUGGCAAAUAUUUACUAAAUGUCUCUCUAGUCAAUGUAGUGUUUCAAUCUGAAUUGAAGUGAGAAGGGGGAUAAAUAGAGAAAAAGACGGGGUGAGAGACUGGCUCAUAAUACUAACAGGUAGAAUGAGCCAAAACCCCAUAAGCUCAUAAGAUGUUACGCAAAUGGAGGGGAGACAGUCAGAAAAGAGAAAAGAUGUCCUUUAGAGGGGACCAGGCUAAUGCCACGUGUUGGUGACAGGUACAACACAUGCUGGCACUGAGGAUGGAGCAACAAGGAAGAAAAGAGAGGAGAGAGAGGAACAAGAUGGAGUUAUUAUGAGACAGAGGGAAAGAAAGAAGAAAGAAAAUAGAAAGAGCAAAGGAGAGAGAGGGAUAGAAAGAGAGAGAUAGAGACCCCGUUUCAGUCUGAUAGCCCUGCUCACACAGACGACAGCAGCACCCCCUCCUUCUCUCCCACUUGCACAGAAAUACCAUCACGACCCAAUUUGUUUGCUUCCCAGAGGAGAGGAAACCCCUGCCAGCGACUGGACAGGUACUCUUAAUGCUUCGCCUCAGGACUCACACCUCAUCAUCCCCAUUCAAUGUCACCCUGCAGUCCUUUGCCUUCCGAGCCUUAGAACCACGGACCGUCAUCUAUUAUCACCUCAUUUUUCAUCUGCGACUCACCAACCAGCACUCCACGUCACUUCUCUCUAGCCCAACAUGAGAAAGGGACUCCAGGCCAGCCAGUCUGCUCACACAGGGCAGUGGGACGAGCAGAGGCAUCACGAGCAGCGGCUGGGGAGGGCAGAGAAAAAGUUAGCAGCCUUCUGGUUGUCCUUGUCGCAGAGGACGUGGACGUUUUUCAGGCCCCGCGGCGGCAAAUGCACCGGCUGCUUCCAGCGGAGCUCCUCGGCAGCUCGCCUACUGAAGAGCGAAGCGUGAGGAGUGUGUGUGUGAGUGUUUGUGUCUGUCUGUCAGCGGCGAGUGUCAGAAGAGUCCUGGCAGACACCCCUAUCUGGAGGACCCAAAGCAUAAAUCUGCGUGUGUAUGUGACCUCCAUCCCAGAGGUCAAAGGCAGUCUAUGUCGUUCUUCAGCCUUCUCCACCAUUGGCAUUCUUUCUUGGUUGUGUUAUCUUAGCAACAGUUGACUAAAGAUGGAAGGACAAGCUGUCAUUCUAAUGUCAUUCUCAUUCAGGAGGACAAAUAAACUGUCAUUCUAAAGCCCCUGAAAUACGUCGAGCCCAGUGGAUUGGUUGAAGAGCGUUUGGCGAUUUUCUGCUGUCGACUGGAAGGAAUCUCCCCAUUCACUAAACUAAACUAUCAAAGAGGAGACCAUACCACAGAGAAGACAUUAGUGGUGGAGAUUGGUGUGAAAAGGGGCACCUGUCACUCCCUUAACCCCUACUGGGGACUUUCCAGAUGGGGUAACUGUGACCUGCGGAGACCAUGGUGGUCACCCAUUUAGAGCUAGAGCUGUGCUACCAGGGGAAGAAGCUGAGGGGCUUCACCUGUAAGCUGACCCGCUCCCCCCAUGGCUAUCUGCCUGAGAGUGCCUGGCUCAUCUUGGCUCAGAUCCUACUGCCCUACCUGGUGGCCGGCCUGGGCAUGGUGGCGGCAGGCAUAGUCAUGGACUUGGUUCAACACUGGGAAGUGUUUAAAGAGAUCACAGAGGUGUUUAUCUUGGUGCCAGCCCUGGUGGGACUGAAAGGCAACUUGGAGAUGACACUGGCAUCCAGACUGUCUACAGCAGCGAAUACUGGGCGGCUGGAUGAUCCAAAGCAGCAGUGGAGGAUAGUGUGUAGCAACCUGGCUCUCAUUCAGGUCCAGGCCACAGUGGUGGGUUUCCUGGCUGCGGUAGCUGCAGUGGGUUUGGGUGCGAUGACCAGGGGUCGUGUAGACCUGCUGCAGGCUGCUAUUUUAUGUGCCAGCAGCAUCACCACAGCCUUUGUAGCUGCCCUGUCAUUGGGCCUGGUAAUGGUGGGAGUGAUCAUUGGCUCAAGGAAGGUGGGCAUCAAUCCUGACAACGUGGCCACACCCAUCGCUGCCAGCCUGGGUGACCUCAUCACCCUCUCUCUGCUGGCUGGGGUCAGCAGCUUCCUCUUCCGGUUUAAAGAGAUGUGGUACCUGCCUGCUCUGGUGUGUGGCUUUUUCCUGGUUCUCAUUCCGCUGUGGGUGGUCAUUGCCCGGCACUCUCCUCCAAUCAGAGAGGUGCUGAGGUCUGGGUGGCAGCCCGUCAUCAUGGCCAUGUCCAUCAGCAGUAUUGGGGGCCUGAUACUGGAUAAGACAGUGAGCGACCCGAACUUUGAGGGCAUGGCGGUGUUCACUCCCGUAAUCAACGGUGUGGGAGGUAACCUGGUAGCCAUCCAGGCCAGCCGCAUCUCCACCUACCUACACUACUGGAGUAUGCCAGGGACCCUGCCCUUCCCGAUGACACAACACUGGCCUGGCCCCUGCCUGACCUUCUGCUCCUCAGGGGUCAACUCCAAGUCAGCGAGGGUUCUAGUCUUCCUGGUAGUUCCGGGUCACCUGCUUUUCCUCUACACCAUCCACUUACUGAAUGGCGGCCAUGGUGCCCUCACGCCUGCCUUUGUCUGCCUCUACCUGUGUGCGGCCCUGCUACAGGUUGUGAUUCUGCUGUACCUGGCUGACCUGAUGGUGCGCUGGAUGUGGCGGAGGGGGCUGGACCCGGAUAACUACUCUAUCCCGUACCUCACGGCUCUGGGGGAUCUGUUGGGGACCGGCUUCCUGGCCCUGAGCUUCAGGGCCAUUCGAUCUAUACCAGCCCACCAUGUCUAG